CAUGUCGUAAUGCACAGACACACUGUUCCUCACCUCUCUCGUCUGCCGAUCGCUCGUCUCCGCACAUCAUGUCCAUCGCGCUCAAGCAAGUGUUUAACAAAGACAAGACGUUCCGGCCCAAACGUAAGUUCGAGCCGGGCACGCAACGCUUCGAGCUGCACAAACGGGCGCAGGUGUCGCUCAGCUCUGGCGUGGACCUGAAAGCGGCCGUGCAGCUGCCUCAUGGUGAGGAUCUCAACGACUGGGUGGCCGUUCACGUGGUGGACUUCUUCAACCGAAUCAACCUCAUCUACGGGACUGUGUGCGAGUACUGCACGGACAAGAGCUGCCCGGUGAUGUCCGGCGGACCGCGCUACGAGUACAGAUGGCAGGAUGAACACAAGUUCAAGAAACCCACUGCCCUGCCCGCUCCGCAGUACAUGAACAAGCUGAUGGACUGGAUUGAGAUGCAGAUCAAUAAUGAAGAGAUUUUCCCCACCAGCAUCGGAAUUCCCUUUCCAAAGAACUUCAUUCAGAUCUGUAAGAAGAUCUUGUGUCGUCUCUUCCGUGUGUUUGUUCACGUGUACAUCCAUCACUUCGACCGGAUGGUCCUGAUGGGUGCUGAAGCUCACGUCAACACCUGCUACAAACACUUUUACUACUUUACCACUGAACUCAACCUGAUUGACCGUAAAGAGCUGGAGCCGCUGAAAGAAAUGACGUCACAAAUGCGUCUGUGAGGGACAGUGAGCGGAGAACGUUGCCUUGGAGAUGAGGUCAUCGCUGGGGUCAUCCUCAGAUGCUACCUUGAUCAUUUAAUGUGAUACAACAGCACCAUCUAGUGGUGAAGUGUGACUCGUACACUGGGCUAUUAGAGGGUGAACAAUCUCCAGUGUGCACACUAUGAGGGGACACUUUUGAGUGGACAUGAUUGUCAUUAUAGUUUACUGAUGUGUUGAUCCUGAUGUAUAUCUGAAGUGUAGUGAAGUAUGGGGUUAGUGGUGCAGUGGACAUGACGAUGUCUUACAGUUGUUGGUCUGAUUCGAGUGGAUCACGUCAUUAUUAAACCACUAAAACAAACUGACAUGACGUUCCAAGAGUUCUGUUCACAGUUUCAGACUUGUAAAUUCCAUAAUUCAAGAAAUAAAUAAUAUUUAGAUUUUAUUUAACUGUAUCCUUCAUUUUAGAAACAAUUAUUGUUUUUAACCCUCAGAGAUGGAGGAGAAAUGUUUGUAUUUCAGUGUGUUUUAUGCCAACAGUGUACAUUUAGCCAAAAGUGUGUAUUUUUGGGGAAUUUUGAUAUUUCAACCUUAGUUCUUAUAACACAUCUAUAAUACAUCUAUAAUACACUGUAAUAGUCACACUCGGGACCUUCAGGACAAAAAUGUCCCCAUUGAAACCCAUUAAAACUGCAAUAUUUGCUCCCAGUGCCAUUAAAACAUAAAAUCAUGAAUUAUAUGAUAUUAUGCUUUCUUUCCGGAGCCCUGACUUCAACAUUUACAUUUUUAAUAUUUUCCACCAGAUGGCGCCAUUUUUUCUCAUUUUUCACAAACCUGUGAAGAUUGUAUUUAGAAAUGUGUGUGUUGGUAUGGAUGUCAGAGUGUGUGUGGUAUGGAUGUCAGAGAG
Molecule: messenger RNA, 1605 nt
Organism: Xyrauchen texanus (razorback sucker)
Lineage: Eukaryota; Metazoa; Chordata; Actinopteri; Cypriniformes; Catostomidae
Product: MOB kinase activator 3B
Exons: 3
Coding region: 69-719 (216 amino acids)
Biological process (GO): positive regulation of protein phosphorylation; signal transduction
Cellular component (GO): cytoplasm; nucleus
Molecular function (GO): protein kinase activator activity
Source: RefSeq, a predicted model, not a curated record